AUGUCGCUGGCCGGUUGUGGAAGUGUCAACCAGUUAGGAGGGAUGUUUCUCAACGGCAGACCUCUCCCGGAAUCCAAGAGGAGGAAAAUGAUUGAACUGGCCUCGGAGGGAGUCCGUCCGAGCCAGAUCUCCCGGAUACUUCGGGUGUCCAACGGGUGCGUCAGUAAGAUCCUGAGCCGCUACCGCCGCACUGGACUCCUGGAGCCCAAGACCAUUGGAGGAAGCCGACCUCGGCUUCUCACCCCAGGUGUCAUCACCACAAUCAUCCAGUGCAAAAGGGAAAAUCCAACCAUUUUUGCUUGGGAAAUUCGAAAACAGCUUGCAACAGCACGAAUAUGCAAAGCUUCCAAAAUUCCCAGCGUGUCGUCUAUAAAUCGGAUUGUUAGAAAGAUCCAUUUGGACCACGGACCGAUGUGCAUGGAGAUCAAUGCGCAGAUCAGGCCUGAGCAGGAUUCCCUGAUCCAAGAAGAAGUGAUUGAGAGAAAAAUUUCUCAGACAGUGUGCAGCACUGACCAGAAGCCUAAAGCUGUCCAGCAGCGCAACCGCACCACCUUCACCCCGGAGCAGAGCACAGCACUCGAGCAAGAGUUCUCUCACAGCCAGUAUGCAGAUAUGUACACGAGAGAGAAACUGUCCGCUGAGAUACAACUUCCCGAGGACACCAUCAAGGUCUGGUUUUCAAACAGACGGGCUAAAUGGAGGAGAGAAGCCAAACAGAGGAGCAGUACACAGAACCUCCAAAAGCAAAGAGAUUUCCUUCCUGUGAGUCCAACAAUACCACAUGGCUUCCCAUCUCAACAGUUGGGUGCAGCUGCAAUUUCUAGACUGAGGGACACAUUCUAA
Messenger RNA from Etheostoma spectabile (orangethroat darter), 843 nucleotides. It is a transcript of the gene pax4, whose product is annotated as paired box 4. Gene Ontology annotation, biological process: anatomical structure development; regulation of transcription by RNA polymerase II. Gene Ontology annotation, molecular function: RNA polymerase II cis-regulatory region sequence-specific DNA binding; DNA-binding transcription factor activity, RNA polymerase II-specific. NCBI's taxonomy places the organism in Eukaryota, Metazoa, Chordata, Actinopteri, Perciformes, Percidae. The transcript has 9 exons. Bases 1 to 843 code for a protein of 280 amino acids. The record is from RefSeq and is a predicted model, not a curated record.